GGUUUUGUUCCUGAAAGUGAAAGAAAAUUCGUUGAAACGUUUGUGUGCGGUUGAAAUUUUCUGUCAAUUCUUUUUCGCAGAUUAUUCUGUUAUUCCAGUGUUAUUUUAUCGUUUUCAAUCCUUAGAAGUACAUUAGAACUUAUCAAUAUGUCGGAAAAAGCAACUCAAGCAAAAGGAGCUAAAAAGUCAACAAAACGCAAGCUGACUGAAGAAGUGCCAGAGCGAAAGUCUGCCAGAUUAGCUGGUAAAAAACCAGAAAUCGUUCCCUCUUCUAGCACAACUGCCAAAAAAACCGUUAAAGCUGCUACGAAAAAACGAGGAAAAGCUGCACAAAAGAAAGUCGAAUCCAAGGAAGAGGAAGACGAUGUUUCAGAAAUGGCCGAUCAACCGGAAUUCGAUUGGGAGAAUGCUAAAUCGGUUCAUGAUUUCACCGUACGAGAUAUCAAAGGCGAAGAAGUAAAAUUGGACAAGUACAAGGGCAAUGUAUUGCUGGUUGUAAACGUUGCAUCAAAAUGUGGACUUACUAAAUCCAAUUACGAACAGCUGGUUAAAAUCGACGACCAAUUACGUAGUAGAGGGCUUAGGAUUUUAGCUUUCCCUUGUAAUCAGUUUGGAAAACAGGAACCUGGAGACGCAGAUACCAUUUGCGAGUUUGUCAAGAAGAAGAACGCAACGUUCGAUUUCUUUGAGAAAAUCGAAGUCAACGGUAAAAAUGCCAAUCCUUUGUACAAAUACCUGAAAAAAGAGCAACCUGGUACUUUGGGAAAUCUCAUUAAAUGGAAUUUUACCAAAUUCAUUGUCGACAAAGAAGGUAAACCGGUGGAAAGACAUGCUCCAACAACAUCUCCGGAGUCGCUGAUCCCGAACAUCGAAGCAUAUUUGUAAAAUACAAGGCGAGGUUUUAUGGGAUUCUCUCCGAGUUGACCAAUGACACAUUUUAAUCGCAAUUACUUACGCAUCAGUGUUUUUAAGGGUUUUGUUUUUAUUUUUGCAUAAGUUUUUUUUUGUUUUUGUAUGAAUUUAUGUUGUUCAAAAUAUUAAUAUUCAUCUUAAGUAAUACUUGAUUCAUUAUUGAUUUUACAGUUUGUAAUGCCAUAAGUUUAGAAUUAAUUACAUACGGAUACGUAGGAAUGUAGAAAAUGUAACGAUCACAUCACUUGUUUCGCUCAAAACCUGUUGAUUGAUUGAUUUUGAUUUUCCUUCUAGUAUUAUUUUAUAGAUUUACGUUCAUAUUUUAUUUUUUCCAAGUUUGACUUUUACUGAAAUGUAGUUGAGUACACCUGUGAAAGUACAAUUUGUGAUAAUGCGCUUUUAA
Molecule: messenger RNA, 1315 nt
Organism: Planococcus citri (citrus mealybug)
Lineage: Eukaryota; Metazoa; Arthropoda; Insecta; Hemiptera; Pseudococcidae
Gene: Gtpx
Product: Glutathione peroxidase homolog with thioredoxin peroxidase activity
Exons: 7
Coding region: 148-885 (245 amino acids)
Biological process (GO): response to oxidative stress
Molecular function (GO): glutathione peroxidase activity
Source: RefSeq, a predicted model, not a curated record